CCCGGGGAUUUCAGCUUUGCAAUGACGGCCAGCGCCGUGGAGGAGCUGCGCCAGGAAGGCAAUGAACUCUUCAAAGGCGGCGACUACGAGGGCGCCCUGGCCGUCUACACCCGCGCCCUGGAGCUGCACCCCACGCCCCAGGAGCAGGCGGUGCUGCAUCGCAACCGGGCCGCCUGCCACCUCAAGCUGGAGGACUAUGACAAGGCCGAGUCGGAGGCGUCCAAAGCCAUUGAAAGGGACGGUGGGGAUGUCAAGGCGUUGUACCGCCGGAGCCAGGCCCUGGAGAAGCUGGGCCGCCUGGAUCAGGCCGUCCUGGACCUGCAGAGAUGUCUGAGCUUGGAGCCCAAGAGCCGAGUUUUCCAGGAGGCCCUGAGGAACAUUGGGGGCCAGAUUCAGGAGAAGGUGCGCUACAUGUCCUCAACUGAUGCCAAAGUGGAGCAGAUGUUCCAGAUCCUUCUAGACCCUCAGGAGAAAGGCACUGAGAAGAAACAGAAGGCAUCUCAGAACCUGGUGGUUUUGGCCCGAGAGGAUGCAGGGGCCGAGCGGAUCUUCCGGAGCAAUGGGGUGCAACUCCUACAACGCCUGCUGGAUACUGGGGAGUCCGACCUCAUGUUGGCGGCUCUGCGCACACUAGUGGGCAUCUGCUCGGAGCACCAGUCCAGGACGGUGGCCACUCUGAGCGUACUGGGCACACGGCGCCUGGUCUCCAUCCUGGGCGUGGAUAAUUCGGCCGUAUCACUAGCCACCUGCCACCUGCUGCAGGUCAUCUUUGAUGCCCUCAAGGCCGGUGUCAAGAAGGGCUUUCGGGGCAAAGAGGGUGCCGUGAUUGUGGACCCCGCCCGGGAGCUGAAGGUGCUUCUCAGCAACCUGCUAGAGCUCCUGACUGAGCCGGGGGUCUCCGGGCAGGGCCGCGACAAUGCCCUGACACUGCUCAUCAAGGUGGUACCCCGGCCGUCCCCGAAGGACCCCAACAACAAUCUGACCCUCUGGGUCAUUGACCAAGGCCUGAGGAAGAUACUGGAGGUGGGGGGCUCACUGCAGGACCCCCCCGGGGAGCUCACAGUCACGGCCGACAGCCGCAUGAGCGCCUCCAUCCUCCUCAGCAAGCUUUUCGACGACCUCAAGUGUGACGCCGAAAGGGAGAAUUUCCACCGUCUCUGUGAGAAUUAUAUCAGGAGCUGGUUUGAGGGCCACGGGCUGGCCGGGAAACUCCGGGCCAUCCAGACGGUGUCCUGCCUCCUGCAGGGCCCAUGCGAUGCUGGCAACCGGGCCCUGGAGCUGAGCGGGGUCAUGGAGAGCGUGAUAGCGCUCUGUGCCUCAGAGCAGGAGCGGGAGCAGCUGGUGGCCGUGGAGGCGCUGAUCCACGCAGCCGGCAAGGCCAAGCGCGCCUCGUUCAUCACAGCCAAUGGCGUGUCGCUGCUCAAGGACCUGUACAAGCGCAGCGAGAAGGACAGUAUCCGCAUCCGGGCACUAGUGGGCCUGUGCAAGCUCGGCUCUGCAGGGGGAACCGACUUCAGCAUGAAGCAAUUUGCAGAAGGCUCCACCCUCAAGCUGGCCAAGCAGUGUCGGAAGUGGCUGUGUAGUGAGGGCAUAGACUCAAGCACACGACGCUGGGCUGUGGAGGGCCUGGCCUACCUCACCUUUGAUGCUGACGUAAAGGAGGAGUUCGUGGAGGAUGAGGCAGCCUUGAAGGCCCUGUUCCAACUCAGCAAGUCAGAUGAGCGGUCAGUGCUCUUCGCUGCGGCCUCGGCACUGGUGAACUGCACCAACAGCUAUGACUAUGAGGAGCCCGACCCCAAGAUGGUGGAGCUGGCCAAGUACGCCAAGCAGCACGUGCCCGAGCAGCACCCCAAGGACAAACCAAACUUCGUGCGAGCCCGUGUGAAGAAGCUGCUGGCAGCCGGUGUGGUGUCGGCGCUGACUUGCAUGGUGAAAACCGACAGCCCUGUCCUUACCAACGCCUCCCGAGAGCUGCUCUCCAGGGUCUUCCUGGCUCUGGUGGAGGAUGUGGAGGACCGCGGCAUCGUGGUAGCUCAGGGCGGGGGCAAGGCUCUACUUCCGCUGGCUCUGGAGGGCACCGAUGUGGGGCAGACCAAGGCGGCCCAGGCCCUGGCCAAGCUGACCAUUACCUCUAACCCCGAGAUGACCUUCCCUGGGGAGCGGAUCUACGAGGUGGUUCGGCCCCUAGUGUCCCUGCUACACCUCAACUGCUCAGGUCUGCAGAACUUCGAGGCGCUUUUGGCACUGACCAACCUGGCGGGCAUUAGCGAACGACUACGGCAGAAGAUUCUGAAGGAGAAGGCGAUGCCCAUGAUCGAGGGCUAUAUGUUUGAGGAACACGAGAUGAUCCGCCGCGCAGCCACUGAGUGCAUGAGCAAUAUGGCCAUGAGCAAAGAGGUCCAGGACCUUUUUGAGGCCACGGGUAAUGACCGGCUCAAGCUGCUAGUCCUAUACAGCGGUGAGGAUGAUGAACUGCUUCGGAAGGCGGCAGCCGGAGGCCUGGCCAUGCUCACCUCCAUGCGGCCAUCGCUCUGCAAACGCAUCCCUGAAGUGACCACACACUGGCUUGAGAUCCUGCAGGCCCUUCUGCUGAGCCCCAACCAGGAGUUGCAGCACCGGGGUGCUGUGGUGGUGCUGAACAUGGCAGAGGCCUCCAAGGAGCUGGCAGGCAGCCUGAUGGAGAGUGAGGUUCUGGAAAUCUUGUCGGUGCUGGCCAAGGCCAAGGAGGGUCCUGUUGCCAGGGUGGCUGUCGCCUGCCUCGGGAAGGCAGUGGAGUAUGGGCUGAUCAAACCCAACGAGGGUGGAGAGUGAGUUGUGCACUUUGUUUACCUCCCUCUGCUGAGCACUGAGAACAUUCGACCCACUUCAGCUACCCUGCUGUGCCACGCUCAGUCACAGCCCGCACAACUGGGGACACACAGCUGGGGACAGGACCAAGCCUGUGCAUCUGGACCAAGGCCCCAGCCCUAACAGGGCACAUCUGGCAGCUUCACCAUUCACAGGGCACAUCUGGCAGCGUCACUGAGCCUGCGUCAGCGGCCCCUUUUCCCCUGUAAUAAUAAUAACAGUAAUAAUGACAACAACAAUAAUAAAAGUGUGGGUAUCACA
Molecule: messenger RNA, 3108 nt
Organism: Suncus etruscus (white-toothed pygmy shrew)
Lineage: Eukaryota; Metazoa; Chordata; Mammalia; Eulipotyphla; Soricidae
Gene: UNC45A
Product: unc-45 myosin chaperone A
Exons: 20
Coding region: 22-2811 (929 amino acids)
Molecular function (GO): Hsp90 protein binding
Source: RefSeq, a predicted model, not a curated record